AUGCCUACUACUAUCUCGGAGACUGCUUCCACGCCAACCAUUAGCCCAAGAAACUGCCGUUGUCUACCUCAUGAUCCGUGCUGGCCAUCAACACACGAGUGGAAUCUCUUCAACGCAACUGUGAACGGACAUCUUAUCCAAAUCCGACCCGUGGGCUCGGUAUGCCACGGCGCGCUCCAAUCCACAACCUGGGAAACCUCCCCAAUCACCAACAGCAGCUGCUUCGUCCACACCCCCCGCACCGUCCCCUGCACCCAAGGCCGGAUCCCCGUCUACGGUAUCCUCGCGCACUCAGCAGAAGAGAUCCAGCACGCCGUUAGCUUCGCCCGCCGCCAUAACCUGCACGUUGCGAUUCGCAACACAGGCCACGACGGCAUCGGCAGGUCAAGCGGAUACGGCUCGUUCCAGAUCAAUGUAAGUCGCCUGAAGGCGAUGCACUUCGAUCGAGACUUUACCCCUCAGGGUGGAAUGAGGUCGCGUGGGCACGCUGUGACGCUCGGGGCUGGGGUCCUCGGGCUCGAGGCCCUGGCGGCCGGACGGAUGAACGGCGUAAAUGUGGUAACAGGAACAUGUAGCUCUGUUGGUCUGGUGGGUGGGUUUUUGCAGGGCGGGGGGCUGUCAUUGUUGGGCCCUGCGUACGGAACUGCCUCAGAUAAUGCUUUGGAGAUGUGGGUUGUUACUGCUCAGGGAGAUCUGGUCGUUGCAAAUGAGUAUCAGAAUGAGGAACUUUUCUGGGCGUUGCGAGGAGGUGGCGGAGGGACGUUUGGGGUGGUCGUCAACACAACCAUCCGCGCGUAUCCUGACGUCCCAGCCGUGCAUUUCGUCUUGACGGCGGCGGUUCCCAGACAAUACAAUGGCACGGUUGGGGGCGAUCAGGCCAUUUGGGAUAUCACGGCCGAGCUUACAAAUAUACUUCCUGCGUUGAAACGCAUGAAGAACGCCACCAGCGCAAUCAUCGUCCCCAGGUUCGAGGCAACUCGCGCCGUGCUGGAGGCGCAUAUCCUUUUCGUCAACAUCAGCGACAAGGGGCGCAUCGAGCGGCAGUUUAGCAGCAUGCAUGACGUUUUGAAAAUCCGCGGGUUAGCAGGCGUCUACACGUCUGAGCUGAAAGUCUACCCUCAGAUGUCCACCUGGCUCAACGUUCCCAGACAGCUCAACACCGCGGGGUUUGGGCUGAUCGAGGGAUCCGUGCUUGUCUCCGAGGAAAACUUCUUCGCCCCUAACGGGACGUCUCGCAUAACGGAUGUACUGUCUCGCUUGGAGUACAUCGUGGGCGACUCGGUCGAGAUCCUCAUGUCGGUCGGCGGCCAGGUCAAGGCCAAUGCAGACAUCGUCGAUAGCGCUCUACUUCCUGCGUGGCGGGAGGCCGGGCUACUAUUGACGAUCCGGCGUGUUUUGCCCUCUACCUCCAUGACGAAGACUAUGCUGAAUAGCCAGUUGCCGUUCGUUCGGGCUUUGCAGGUCCCGCCUCUGGGCGCGUAUUACAAUGUGGCUAAUAUCGAAGAACCAGAUGCACGGGUGGCGUUUUGGGGUGAGAACUACCAGCGGUUGUAUGAGGUCAAGCAGAGGUGGGACCCGGAGGGGCUGUUUAUAGUUAGGAUGGGAGUUGGGAGUGAGCAUUGGGACGAUGAGGGAAUUUGUCGUGUCUAG
This is a messenger RNA of Aspergillus homomorphus CBS 101889, 1650 nucleotides long. Its product is annotated as FAD-binding domain-containing protein. Gene Ontology annotation, molecular function: oxidoreductase activity; FAD binding. The coding region runs from base 1 to 1650 and encodes 549 amino acids. The record is from RefSeq and is a predicted model, not a curated record. NCBI's taxonomy places the organism in Eukaryota, Fungi, Ascomycota, Eurotiomycetes, Eurotiales, Aspergillaceae. The transcript is spliced from 4 exons.